This is a messenger RNA of Priceomyces carsonii, 1224 nucleotides long. RefSeq lists its product as uncharacterized. Lineage: Eukaryota; Fungi; Ascomycota; Pichiomycetes; Serinales; Debaryomycetaceae. The coding region runs from base 1 to 1224 and encodes 407 amino acids. The record is from RefSeq and is a predicted model, not a curated record. The transcript has a single exon.
AUGACCCCUAGAGUAACACGCUCUGUGGGCUCCCCUGAGCAUCGAAAAGGAGGUGCGAGGGACGCAUUUCCAGAUACUGAUCUCGAAUCAUCAUUUGAUUUAGGAAUAAUGGCAUCGACACCAUUAAAAUAUGAAGAUGAGACAUUCCUUUCACCCAUGAAUAAGCUCAACAGAUUGCACUUGGAGUCAGACUGUGAAAAUCAUUUGGGAAACCAAACUUUGACGAGUCAUUCGGACGAUGAGAAACUCCCAAACUACAGAAAGAGGCAUUUGACUGAAUCGCCUUCAGAUAUGAUAAUAACGCCUAGUAACUCGGGCCCCAAUUCUAAGAUGUCCAUUUGCAUUAAUAAUAGCUCCAACAUAAGUAAGCUAAGCUUUUCGCAGAGUGAUUCAACACCUUGCCCAGUUCAACCUAGAAAGAGGUUGAAGUUCAAAAAAAAUAACAAUGUCAGUCCCAGGAUAAAUAAUAACAGAAGAAUUUUAAAUCUUUCAAACUCUGUCAAGACUUCAGUAGCAACCAAGUUAAACACUGCGCUGUCUGACGAUGACAAUUUGAAGACUAUAAAUACAUCCAUUUUUUCGAAGGGCCAAGAAUCAACACCUAUAUCCCAAUCCACGCCCGCAAAUUCGAGGGACGCAACCCCAUCACCUGCAUCAGUUGACUCAGUUGAGUUUGGAGAUUCUAUUAAUGGGUUUCACUUUGUGAGACCAAAGAACUCGUCUGUUUCGACUCCAAAAUUAAAAUCAUAUAACCUACGAAACUUGUACAAUCAAAGUAAUAUAAUAGGUAAAGAGGAAUAUGAAAUUAUUGGCGAGGUAGAAACAAAUAAUUCAGACAUUCACGUUGGUGAUAGGAGGACGGACCCAUACAAUGAGGACUACGAUGAUACUGACGAUGACAUAGAACAGUCGCGAAAAAGAGAAUUACGCAAACAAUAUUUUAGUGACGAUAAUAAGUUGCCAUUGACACGAUGUUUUGAAGAUCCGAAGCCUAAAAAGGCAGAACUAAUUCAAAUUAUCAACGAUCAGAACUCUGUGAUGGAUUUUUUAAAUCAAAUUAAAUUAUCUGAUGAAGAAUUAACAGAUUUAAUCAAGUCUGAGAGAAGAAGAUGGCACCCUGAUAAGUGGCAUUCGAAAUUGAAACAAUCGCACUUGCCGUUUGAUAUAGAGAUAAUUAAUAAUCUCAGUCAAGCGUUAAAUGCAAUUGUGGAGCAAUUAAAUUAA